AUGGAGGGCCUGCACCCACUACCAGACCCACCAAAUUCACUGCUGGUUCGAUCCCCGGCUGCCAAGAGAACAAGGGGCGAUGAAUCUACAUCCACUAAUGGGCUAGGAACACAACAACAAUUUGGGAAGCCUAGAGGCGAAAACACCAUCAGUUUCAAAGAUGCCAUUUUGAAACAAAAUUAUCUACUCAAACUCACCUGGGAAGAGGUCCUAGAGGACGAUACGGAAGACACAGAUAUGGGAGGAAACAUUUGGGACUGCUGGGACAGCGAAAAAGAGAGGUCGAAAUGGCCCCAGCUGAAAGUCUCAAAGGAGGAGCAUGAGAGCCUAUGCCAACCAUGGAAACAAACCUUGAUAGUGAAAGUCCUUGGUAAGUCUGUGGGCUACAAUUUUCUUCUUAACAGACUGAGGCAAAUCUGGAACUUGCAACAAGAUUUUUCUUUGAUGGAUCUAGAUAAUGACUAUUUUUUAGUCAGAGUUCGAAACCCAGAUGACUACAACACCAUUGUGUCAGGGGGGCCAUGGAUAGUCGUUGGGCACUACCUCACCAUGAGAAAAUGGAAACCCUUGUUUCGCCCAUGUCAGGCAUCUAUCACAUCAACAACUGUGUGGGUAAGAUUUCCUGGACUUCCCAUUGAAUUUUUUAACAGGGCAAAACUCACUGAAGCCGGUAAUCUUCUAGGAAGAACAAUUAAAGUUGACAAACCCACUGACAGUUCAUCUAGAGGAAAAUAUGCUAGGGUCUGUGUUGAGGUGGAAUUAGGAAAACCGUUAAUAGGUGGAAUUAUGGUUGGUCCCUUUUGGCAGAAAGUGGAAUAUGAAGGUCUUGAUGAGAUCUGCUUUGAUUGCGGCAUUUAUGGCCAUAAAACUAGUGAGUGCCAUCAGAGAAUCUUUAAAGCUAAUAAUGAGACAACAACACCACAUGAAUCUGAUGUUGCUGUAGUGGAAAAUCAAGGACACAAUCAAGAAGAUCCCCACCAAAAACCCCAAUUUGGGCCAUGGAUGCUAGUCCAAAAAAGAAACAAGAAACCUCCAAACAAGGGUGUCGUUUCGUCGAGCAGAACUGGUACUACUGGUGAAGGGUCCAGAUUUGCGCCAUUGGAGACAAUAGGGGAAGAAGAUGCAGGAAACUCAGGGAAGACUCCUGUUGACAAUGAUGCCCUAGAAACCCAUCAGGCCCAAAUGAGAAAUGAAUUAAAGUCCAAAAGCAGUGCAUCCAUAGUGAAGCCUAAGCCCACCAAAGGUAAAUCCAAAGCCCUCUCAGACAUCACCAAUGGAAAACCCAACCAAGAGAAACCCAUGAGACAAACUGGGGUUAAAAUUUCAGAACCUAGCGUGAACAACAUAACGCCCGACAACAACAAGUUUUCAAUUGGAAACCAACAAGCGAACCCUACCAUCUACAAGAAGACAACCAGAGUGAAAUCUAGGUCAGUUGUUCCCACCCCAACCAACUUGGAUUUGAGUAAAGUCCCUGUUCCCCCAGCUUUCUCUAACAUCCCCUAUCCUUCCUCAACACUCUCACCCUCUUCCUCAACCGUCAACCCCUCAUCAAUUCCUUCUCCACCAACUCUAGAAAGCAACCCGCCAAAGGUGAAUACCAAUGAACCUGCCGACAACGAGAUUGUGAUGAGGAUGGAACCGAAUCCCAACGCCCCACCGAUUCUUGUGGAGACCUCGAUUUCUCUCCCGCUUCGAUGGUUAAGGAGAGUGGAUUCCAAGGUAUGGACGGAGUCUGCUGACUCCAUUGAUAACCCACUUUACAAUAGUCAAUUUCCAAUGAAGAUCCUAUUAUGGAAUGUUCGCGGUGCGGGUAAUAAUGAUUUUCUUAGGAAUAUUAGAGAAUUAAUUCGUUCUCAUCGACCUUCUCUUGUGGGUAUCAUGGAAACGAGAGUAAGUAACGAGAGAGCUGAUGAUAUAAUCCGAAGGGUUGGCUACCAGAAUUCUACUAGAGUAGAUGGGUUGGGUUUUGCUGACGGAAUAUGGCUUCUCUGGAAUGAAGAGGAAGUUGAUGUGACAGUGGAGCAUUCUAAUUUUCAGUCUAUAACAGUUAAUAUCAGAAGGAAGGAAGGAAAUUUGCGUCUCACCACGGUUUAUGGUAGUCCUACUCCUUCGAAUAGGGAACAGUUGUGGGAUACCUUAAAGGAACUGGGGGAAAGCAGCAAUGAUCCGUGGGUAGUAGGUGGUGAUUUCAACGAAAUAGCAACAGCGAGUGAGAAGUCUAACUUCAAAGAUUCAGAUUGCCACAGGUGUAGGAGGAUGCAAGAGGCUCUCCAGGCAUGUAAUCUCAUUGAUUUGGGUUUCAUUGGUCCCAAAUUCACCUGGCACAAGUCCCCGAAUAGUCUGCUAUCAAGUUGGGAAAAUCAUGAUGCUCCCAUACAAAGCAAGCUUACGAAAUUCGCUGAAGUGGUGAAGAAAUGGAAUAAAAGCAGCUUUGGAAAUAUCUUUCAAAAGAAGAAGAGAUUGCUGGCAAGACUAAGAGGGAUCCAAAAGGCUCGCUGUAAUGGUGAGAACCCUUUCCUAGUGGCACUUGAGAAGGAAUUACAACAUGAGUACAGCAAAGUUUUGAGACAAGAAGAAUUGCUAUGGUUCCAAAAAGCAAGAACUAAGUGGAUUCAGUCUGGGGAUCGCAACACAACAUAUUUUCACACACUUGCUCUUGUCAAAAGAAGCCGAAAUAGAAUUAGAUCCUUGAAAGAUUCAGAAGGUAAUUGGGUGAAUGACCAAGCAGUGAUCAAAAGAAUGGCAGUGCAGCACUACAAGACCUUGUAUACUGAAUCAUUAGAGGGAAGCUUGAGGCCUGACAUCUCAGUUACCUUUCCCAGGCUUGAAGUGAAUGAAAUUGAAGAACUUCACAAGCCAGUGGACGAUGAUGAAGUGAAAGAAGCUAUGUUCAGUAUAGGGCCUCACAAAGCCCCAGGGCCAGACGGGUUUCAAGCUCGCUUUUUUCAAAAGAAUUGGGACACUGUGGGCGAAGCAGUUACCAAGAGUGUGAAGGAAGCCUUCAGUUCUGGCGAGGUCCCUUUGGAGAUGAAUAAGACUUUAAUUACCCUUAUCCCCAAAGUGAAGAGCCCAGAGAGCAUGAAUCAGCUGAGGCCGAUAAGCUUGUGCAAUAUUUUAUACAAUCUUAUCACCAAGAUUAUUGUGAAUAGAUUGAAACAGAUUCUGCCCAAGCUAGUGUCCCCCAUGCAAAGUAGUUUUGUGCCAGGAAGGCAAAUAGUGGACAAUAUUGUUGUGGUGCAAGAAAUGUUACAUUCCUUCAAAAAAAGGAAGGGGAAGACGGGAGCUUUGGCCUGGAAGAUUGAUUUGGAGAAAACAUACGACAAAAUGAACUGGGAGUUUGUGAGAGAAACUUUAAUGGAAAUUGGCUUCAACAGCACCCUUCUAAAACUUGUCAUGAAUUGCAUCCAAACGACUUCAUUUCAGAUAUUGUGGAAUGGCGAAGCUACCGAGGAAUUCAAGCCAAAAGGGGACUACGACAGGGAGAUCCCCUUUCCCCAUAUUUCUGCUACCCCCUGCCAAACCAAAAUUGUCAUGGUGGCUUUAAAGGAAUUCAAUCUUUGGACAGGGCAAUCUGUAAGCCUUGCCAAAUCCAAGCUAUGUGCAUCCAAGAACACAAGAAAAAUGGAUGCCAAGAACCUGAGCAACCAAACAGGCAUUCCCCUCACCUCUGACUUGGGGAAAUAUCUAGGUGUCCCAUUCAUUCAUGGCAGGGUAUCUAAGAAAACUUAUUGGCAUAUUGUGGAGAGAGUGCAAGAGAAAUUUGCGAGCUGGAAAAUUAACCACUUGUCUCUAGCAGGUAGAACAGUUCUGAUCAAAUCCGCAGCCUCACCAGUCCCAAUUUAUACUAUGCAAACAGCGAGACUUCCUCUCUCUGUAUGCGAUGAGAUUGCUAAAAGAAGUAGGGGAUUUCUUUGGGGUAGUUCUGCAGAGAAAAGAAAGAUCCACUUAGUUAAUUGGGAGCAAGUGUGCAUGCCAAAAAACCAAGCAGGGUUGGGAUUCCGAGCUUCAAGAGAUGUCAACCUGGCUUUACUAGCAAAGAUGGGAUGGCGACUCAUGGAAGAAAAUGAUAAACUAUGGGCUAGAGUGAUGACCAGCAAAUACCUCAGGAAGAAGGAAUUUUUGAAAGUUGAAAACAAAAAUGGAGGCUCCUUCGGAUGGCGUAGCAUUUUGGCUGGUAGGAACAUUGUUAAAGGGGCUCAAAUGGAGAGUGGAAUUAUGCAUAAUCGUAACAGAGUUGUAAGGAAUCUCACUGAAGAUCCAAGCUGUAAACAAUGUGGGGCUGCAAAUGAAAACACUUUACAUGUAUUGAGGGACUGCCCUCAUGCAAAAGAGGUUUGGAAUCAUUGGGUGGGAGCAUCUGACACUAAUUUUUUCCGAUGUAGUGAGGCACAGUGGUGGAAUGCCAACUUAAUUGAUCAAAAAAACAGGUUGAUUGGUGAUUGGCCUUGGAGUUUGAUAUUUGCUGUCACAGCGUGGAGAAUUUGGAAAUGGAGGAAUGAAGGGUGUUUUGCCAAUAAGAGCUAUACUGUCUCCACCAAACUAGCUAUUAUUGGGAAGAUACUCAAGGAGGCAAUAGAUUUUUCCAACCGCAAAAUGGGCCAACACAUGAGGAGGGAAGUUCUCAUUGGAUGGGAAAAACCGAAAGAGGGACAAGUCAAGAUCAACACUGAUGGAAGCUGGUUUCAAAGAACUAAUGAAGCUGCAGUUGGUGGUGUGGUUAGAGGUUCUUGCGGGGAGUGGCUUCUGGGAUUCUCUCAAUCUGUGGGUGAAUGCUCCAUUGACUUGGCAGAACUUUGGGGCAUACUACAAGGUCUUUCACUCGCCUGGAGCAGAGGGUUUAAUGAUAUUGUUGUGGAAAGUGACUCUGCUACUUCAGUUGACAUGAUUAAAAAGGGUGUGAAUAAAAACCACCCUCAUUUUUGCAUCAUUGCUGCUAUCCAGGAUUACCUUUCUAAGGAGUGGACUUGCCAAUUGCAUUACAUCCCGAGGGAAAAGAAUUUCGUGGCGGAUUGGAUGGCUAAGAACAGCAGCGACAGACAUGAAGGAAUCAUGAUUUAUAAUACCCCACCAGCUGGGGUGCUCAACUUAUUGAUUGCAGAUGCUGUGGGCGUGGCUUUCCCCAGGAUGGUUACUUAA
This is a messenger RNA of Corchorus capsularis, 5139 nucleotides long. The record is from the annotation of a GenBank genome assembly. NCBI's taxonomy places the organism in Eukaryota, Viridiplantae, Streptophyta, Magnoliopsida, Malvales, Malvaceae.